Molecule: messenger RNA, 2896 nt
Organism: Erythranthe guttata (spotted monkey flower)
Lineage: Eukaryota; Viridiplantae; Streptophyta; Magnoliopsida; Lamiales; Phrymaceae
Source: RefSeq, a predicted model, not a curated record
UAUUUUUCAAAAUCACCAAAAAAAUUAAAUAAAAUAAAUAAAAAUUCCACUGCCUCCCUCAUUUAUUGCUUAAACUGUUCUACUCCUGAGCAAUCUUCCAUGACAGCUCUAACUCUCACUUUCUCUCUCAUCAACUUCUUCCAUUUUCUCUCUCUAAAAAAUCCCCUCAAUUCUGAGAUAAAGUUUGCAUCUUUGCUACAGAGAGAAGCUCAGAAUUCUUGAUUCCAAGUGGACUACUGUUGUUGUGGUUUCAUACUUGUGAUCAUAGAUGAGUUUGAUUUGAUUUGAUUGGGUUGUGAAUGAAAUGAAGUUUGGUGUUGAAAAACGCUGAUGAAGUGUUCCAGUAUGGGGAUCGAGAAACAAGGCUCCAAAGGUGGAAAUUAUGUCGGUGGCUUACUCCAAAUGUUCGAUUGGAAUGCAAAAUCUCGCAAGAAGUUAUUUUCGAGCAAAUCAGAUGUACCAGAGCUAUCCAAACAGAAGAAAAGAUGUGAGGGAAAUUCGCCGAUGACCAGGCUUCAUAUGGAUGUGGAUGAAAUUGGAGCUGGAUCAAGUAUUAGAGGAAGUAGCGGUUAUAAUAGUUGUGCUUCUUCAGUAACCGAUGAAGAUUUUUAUGCCACAAAAGCCCCUGGUGUAGUUGCAAGACUAAUGGGAUUAGAAUCCUUGCCAAAAUCGAACAUGUCCGAACAAUAUUCGACUCCACUUUUUGAUUCUCAGUCUCUGCAAGAGGCUUAUUACCGAAAUAAAAGCCGCGAAUAUUUUCAAGAUCAAAUUAUGCACUCCGGUAAUUUGCAGAAAGUACCUCUCAGAAACGAUUUGGAGCUGCUAAAUUCGAGGAAGAUAAUCCAACAAAAGCCACUCGAGAAGUUCCAAACCGAAAAUUUCCCACCUAAAUCAGCUAAAUCGAUUUCAAUCACUCAUCACAAACUUCUAUCUCCGAUUAAAAAUACCAACUUUAUCCCUUCUAAAGAUGCUGCUCAGAUAAUGGAAGCUGCUGCGAGAAUAAUUGAGCGAGGUGGGCCGCGCUCGAGUACUAAAACGAAGCUGCCUCUGUUUGGGUCUUCUUCUUCGGUUCCUCUAAAGGUACGAGAUUUGAAAGAGAAGGUACAAGCAUCCCAAAAGCCGUUAAAGAUUUUCGAAGGCGGCUCUCAAAGAAAAGGUGAACAGUAUAUGAAUAGAAGCUUCAAUGAAUCGGUGGAUUCGGAAGAAUCUUCUGUUUCUAAGAGAAAUAAAGGGAAAUCGAUUUCGCUUGCAUUACAAGCAAAGGUGAAUGUUCAGAAAAGAGAAGGGCUAAAUGUGGAUAGAGGGAAAUUGCCUUCUAAGGAACCGUGUGAGAUAAGUCCGAAUCAUGUAUUUAAAAGUCAACAACAGUCAAUGGCACGGAAUAAUAUGGUGAAGAAACCAUCUGUUCAGAAUAGUUCGAGUGUGCUCCGACAGAACAAUCAGAAGCAGAAUUGCAUUGUCGAGAGAGGGAAAUUGCCUGCGAAGAAAGGUGGCAAAAUACUCGGUGGAGAACCUUUUUCUACAAGGAAACGGAAUUCCAGUAAAAUUUCAUGCACGAGUAAAGCUGGUUCAAGAAAGUUGAGCUCGGAGGUUAAGGAAGAAAAAAAUGAAGGAUUUUCUUUGUCUAGAUCGGAAAAGAUUACUUCCAAGAAACGGUCUGUAGAUGGGAAUUACCACUGUGAAAAAAAUCAGAUAGAUGAAAAUUCGAAAGACGUUCAAUCGAGUGCUAUUAUGGAUAAGGCGAGUUCUUGGGAGCAAAAUUGUGGGAAAAUGGGAACUGAAGUGAUUUCGUUUACUUUCACUUCUCCGAUGACAGGUUCCGGAAGGUCAACAGAAGCUGGGGAAAACGGAACAAUCUGUAAAAGGUCACAAUUGAACUCAAAAUUUUCUUACAUUGGAAAUAGUAAUGUGAGGGGAGGUGAUGCAUUAAGCACUCUUUUAGAGCAGAAACUACAAGAAUUGGCUCGUAAGGUAGAGUUUGCUCAAGAGAAAUCAGUCAUGCAAGAUGGGAAUAAAGCCAAAGAUGGAAUGCACACAGAUUAUCAGGGAGUACUAGAGGAAAUGAGCACAAGUGAGAGCAACGCAUCUCAAGCCAAAAACUUAAUCGAUUAUCGGCUUCCAAGUCCAAUUUCGGUUCUCGAGUAUUCCUCUUUCGCAAACAGUUGGAAUUCUUCAGAGACUGGAGACUUUAAUAGCAUAGGAGGUAACAAGCAGUGUUCAUCAAUUCAAACACAAGAUUUGCUCGAUAAUAAUACGUGCUCCUUAAAGACGUUCCUUAAAGAUGCGGAUCUGUCAGACUCAGCUUCAUCAACUGUCCUAACCUUGUCCGAUUCUGAUAAUCCCAAAAGGUGGGAACUUGACUAUGUGAAGAGAAUACUAUGCAGUAUCGAAAUCAUGUUUAAAGAUUACGCUUUGGGAAGAACUCGUGAGAUAAUAAGCCCUCGUCUUUUCGAGAAACUAGAAAGUUCACAACUUUCUAGAACCAACCAGAGAGUUCUUUUCGACUGUGUGAGCGAAUGCUUGGAUUUGAGGUUCAGACAGUACGUUAAUGGAGGUUUGAAAUUAUAUGCUAAGGGUUUAUCGGUUGUAAGAAGAAAGGAUAGAUUAGCUGAAGAAGUGUACAAAGAAAUCUCGAGUUGGAGUGCUGUUGGAGAUUCGAUGAUUGAUGAACUAGUGGAUAAGGAUAUGAGCAGUCGAUAUGGAAAAUGGCUCGAUUUUGAUAUCGAAGGAUUUGAAAUCGGUGUUCAAAUUGAGUCCCGAAUUCUCAAUUCUUUGAUGGAUGAAGUGCUGGAUGAUAUUUUGGUGCUUUAAUGCCAGCUUAAAACUGAAAUCAUUAUACUUAACCUCGAUUGUAAGUUAUUCAUCUUAAUUGUUUUUAGAGAUUCGUUUUCUUUUA